Molecule: messenger RNA, 2689 nt
Organism: Symphalangus syndactylus (siamang)
Lineage: Eukaryota; Metazoa; Chordata; Mammalia; Primates; Hylobatidae
Gene: LRMDA
Product: leucine rich melanocyte differentiation associated
Biological process (GO): melanocyte differentiation
Molecular function (GO): protein binding
Source: RefSeq, a predicted model, not a curated record
GCGCUCCCCUGCCGCGCUCCCCGCUGCCGCUGCCGCGCCCCCGCGCUCCGUGCCGCGCGCCCGCAGCGUCCUGGCCGCCAUGGCCGGGCUCGUGGUCCGUGGAACUCAAGUGUCCUACAUAGGCCAGGACUGCAGAGAAAUUCCAGAGCACCUUGGCAGGGACUGUGGACAUUUCGCAAAGAGGCUUGAUCUGAGCUUUAACCUUCUGAGGUCACUGGAAGGACUGAGCGCAUUCAGGAGCCUGGAGGAACUCAUCUUGGACAACAAUCAGCUGGGGGACGACCUCGUGUUGCCAGGGUUACCCAGACUGCAUACCUUAACCCUCAACAAGAACCGAAUCACUGAUUUGGAGUACCUGCUGGAUCACUUGGCAGAAGUGACACCAGCUCUGGAGUAUCUCAGUCUGCUGGGCAACGUGGCCUGUCCCAACGAGCUGAUCAGCUUGGAAAAGGAUGAGGAAGACUACAAGAGAUACAGAUGCUUUGUUCUGUACAAGCUGCCUAAGUUGAAAUUUCUGGAUGCCCGGAAAGUAACCAGACAAGAACGAGAGGAGGCAUUGGUCAGAGGAGGCUUCAUGAAGGUGGUGAAGCCCAAGGCUUCCAAUGAGGACGUUGCCGACUCCCCGGAGCGCCACUACACGCCCUUGCCUUCUGCUUCCAGGGAACUCACCAGUCACCAAGGUGUCCUGGGGAAGUGUCGCUACGUUUACUAUGGGAAAAACUCAGAGGGCAACAGGUUUAUCCGAGAUGACCAGCUCUGAAGCCAAGUUCUGUAUACCUUCACCCAUUUCAUGAAAAUAAAAUCAAAAGGGAAAUCAAAAAUAAAGAAAACGCUAAAGAAAAAACAAUAGCCCACAUUGCCUCUCUUUGGGAAAAGCUAUGACUUCAGCUUUUGGUACCUUCUGCUGACUUUGCCAGGCCUGUCAAGAUGAUCCUUCUGCCUUAGACUGAGUGGUCACAUAGAGAUUGACGUGAUUGCCCUUAAGCAGGUCUCAUCCACCAGGGUGACAGACAGCGGUGGCGAAGCAACGGGGCUGACAGCAUGAACACCAUGAUAGAUUGCCUGGUCCUGCCACUGCUCACAGGGGAGCAGAGGUCACACCUGGGGCCUCCCUGGACAUGCUCAGUGGCUGCAGUCAAGUGAGAAAGACUGUCCUCAGCUCGCCUAUUGAGUUGAAAUCCCUCUGAUAUCGUCGUGCUGCGGGCUUAUUUUUAGUGAAAUAGUCACAGUUUAGGGGACGGCCACUCUCCCUCACUCCCUUUAAAUCUUAACGUCCUGUAUUCUGCAUAUACAUAGCUCCCAUCUCUUCCCCUCCACCUUCCUUUAGCAUCAUUUUUAUGACAGGUGGUGCAUUUCAGUUUGCAGUUUUUCAGAGAACAAGGUAUAACUUCCCAGCCAGGUCAUACAUUUAUGGCUGGCUUCAUGUUGCUGCAAUCCCUUUAUUGGCGCAAAUAGCUUUCCCUAAAUCCCUGACUACAAAAGCAUGGACCUUUAUCUUGUUUCAUUCAACUCUAAAUCCACUUCUUGCCCUGAAUAUGAUGCAGUGUAAGGCAGUAAGGCAUCUUUCUCAGCACGAGGGUUUGGUUGCACCAGGGACUCUUAUUUAUUAAUUUAUUUUUAACCGUACACACUUCCAGUGAUGCCUGUGGCCAUACUUGUGCGUGGGGCUGGCUUGCUCUUUCGGGUGCUAUUUAAAGGGAGUGAGGUGAUGAAAAAUAGAGUGAUGGGUCAGGAGGUUAAAAAGCAAAAUUAAGACUGUUGAAAGCACUCACCAGACCAAAGAGUUUUUAUAGAAGGCACAAACCUUUUGGAUUUUGCAUCUUUGUCAUGACCUCUCAGAAAUCAAAUCCACAGGUUGUGAGACGGUGCUAUGUCUUCCUGUAUGCUUGGCUGUGCACUAGCACUAAUGUCACAAGGAACAUAAGUGUGAUCAUUGCUAGUUGGGUGACUCUAAGUUUAUCUAACUUGCUGGUGCACCAGUCAAAUCACUCUAGAAGAUAUUCAAAAGGCUGAUUGUUCUUAACACGAUAGUGUUUAUUUUUCUGCCGCUUCUGUUUAGACCCAGUGUUCAUUGUCCUCUCAGUAUUAGGUCAGUUUGAUGACAGCAAAACCUGAAAGAGAAUCCCUCCAAGUUAUAGCUACUGAGGGACUAGGAGCUGCUAUUGCAAAACUGUGGGGACUCAGAAUCCCUAAGCUGCCCAAGGAGAACCUACUUUCUCAGCUCUAGCCCGUUUACAUAGCCUCUGGCCCACUGAGUCAACACAGGCCUUGAAUGACAUGUAUUGAGGCUGGCAGGCGUCCCUGUUAGAGAUUACGCAACCUUUGUUAAUCAGUUCUUUAGACAAGUUAACAUUAAAAUCCUCAAAACCAUGAAUAAUUGGAGAAUGUUGAAUGUUUGCCUUUAUCUCUCAAAUCCAUUAGUAACUGGAGUUGAGUACCUUUUCUCUGCUUGAUCUACAAAACAGCACUGGAAAAAUGCUUCAAAUUAUCUGCAUUUGGUCCCACCCUGGGUCGUUGUUUAGAAGCAUCAACACAUGUUUUCUCCCUGGCAUAAUAUGGGCAGCCAGAGUUCUGUGCAAGGGCAGCUAGACGAGUCCGAUGUCAUAUCCAAUCUAGCCACACAUAUAUCCUUGUCUUUAUAAAAGGCUUUAACCCUGCCUCAAACAAUAAAAAAGCACUUGUGAACUGA